This is a messenger RNA of Miscanthus lutarioriparius, 1425 nucleotides long. The record is from the annotation of a GenBank genome assembly. Lineage: Eukaryota; Viridiplantae; Streptophyta; Magnoliopsida; Poales; Poaceae.
AUGGGGAAGGGCAAGCGGCGUAAGAGUAACAAGGUCAAGGCCAAGGCCAAUCAGAGGAGCAAGCUGCCCGCCGGGCCGACGAGCGUAAACGACCUCCCCGACGAGCUCCUCGAUGCGGUCCUCCUCAACCUCGGCUCGCCGCUCCACCUCAUCCGUGCUGCGGCCACGUGCAGGCGCUGGCGCCGCGCCAUUGCCGACGCGGGCUUCCUGGCUCGCUCCCGCGCCCUGCACGGCGCGCCGCCCGUCGCCGGCCGCUACUACGUCACGGACAGGCUACCUCCGAACGCGUCGGGACGGUGGGGCCGGCCGGCGAAGAAACCGGCAGCCUUCGUGCCCUCAUCGCCGGCCGUCGUCGACGCGGGCCACUUCUCUCUCGACUUCCUAUACGUUCCGCCGGUCGACGGUGAUCGCGCACGCACCAUGUACUACAACUGUUCCAGCCGUAUACGGCAUAGCGCACGCACCAUGUACUACAACUGUUCCAUCCGUAUACGGCAUAGCCGGAGCAGGGAGAUCAUCGACAGCCGCGGCAGCCUCCUCCUCCUGACCAGCGGGCCGUGGGACCCCUGGCGCUGGUCACCUGACUUCAUCGUAUGCGAGCCCGUGACACGGAGAUAUCAGGGCAUCGCGCGCCCGGCCGACCUCAGCCACCUCUGGUACCUCAGCGCCUUUCUGCUCGAUGGCGGCGGGGCCGGCGACGCCAUGUCCAACUUCAGGGUGCUCUCGGUGCUCUAUGAGCGCGGCAGGUCACACUACCAAUUCUGCGCGCCACGGGCGUGCAUGUUUACUCCAGGUAGCGACGGCGGGUGGCGCAUUUCUAGGCACACCAUGGACGAUGGCGUUGAAGUCCCGGACAUGCAGACGAUCCAUUUUGCUGGACGAACCGCCGGGAAGGUCUACUGGGGGAUGGAGAGCAGCAGCGUGCUCGUACUCGACGAGAGCACGCUCAAGUUCUCGCUCCUCGCGUUCCCGGCGCCAAUGCAGUGGCCGAAUCGGAGGACCAGCUUCCGUGUCAUUGGUGGCGUGGAUGGUGGUGACACGGUGCGCGUCGUGCGCAUGGACGGCGUGGACCUCGUGGUGUUCGGUCAGCUCCUGGACUCCGGCGAGUGGGUGAUAGAGAGGAGCAUCAGUCUGAGGGACGCGACCGCGGAGCUGCCCGGUUGGAAAAACUGGCUCUUUCGGCUGCCGGCGAGUAUUGUCACUGCAGACAAUACGUUCAUGGUGCUGACGCCGGGGGAGAAACCCUGGUUCUUCUCUGUCGACCUGGAGACCAUGGAGGUGGAAAACGACGACGUCAGGAACCGGGAAGUCGGGCCAUCAUCGUACCCGUGCGCGCUGCCAUGGCCUCCUGUUCUGCAAGCUUGCGUAAAUCAUGGUGACGCUACUAGUAAGAAAAGACACACAAGACAAUGCCGUAGUCCGUAG